Messenger RNA from Cucurbitaria berberidis CBS 394.84, 1279 nucleotides. Its product is annotated as Phosphoribosylformimino-5-aminoimidazole carboxamide ribotide isomerase. Gene Ontology annotation, biological process: L-tryptophan biosynthetic process; L-histidine biosynthetic process. Gene Ontology annotation, cellular component: cytoplasm. Lineage: Eukaryota; Fungi; Ascomycota; Dothideomycetes; Pleosporales; Cucurbitariaceae. Bases 55 to 834 code for a protein of 259 amino acids. The record is from RefSeq and is a predicted model, not a curated record. Gene Ontology annotation, molecular function: 1-(5-phosphoribosyl)-5-[(5-phosphoribosylamino)methylideneamino]imidazole-4-carboxamide isomerase activity. The transcript has 3 exons.
CCCGCAUUGCAUCAGUCUUUCCAUCCCACCUUAAUCGUACUUCGAUUCCCCCGCAUGAUGACUCGCUUUCGCCCCUGUAUAGAUCUGCAUGCGGGCAGCGUCAAGCAAAUUGUCGGUGGCACGCUCAAUACCACCACGCCCGACGUCCUCAAAACGAACUGGACCUCCGAACACCCCUCCGCAUACUACGCCGACCUGUACAGGAAACAUGAAUUGGCAGGUGCACAUGUCAUAAUGCUGGGACCAGGGAAUGACGGAGCUGCACAAGAAGCAUUGGGAGCGUGGGAAGGAGGAAUGCAGGUUGGAGGAGGAAUCAACGAGAAGAAUGCAAAGGAAUGGGUUGAGAGAGGUGCUGAGAAGGUGAUCAUAACAUCGUACCUGUUCCCCGACUCCAAGUUCUCAAUGGACCGCCUACAAGCCGUCCUACAAGCCCUCGACAACGACAAAUCAAAACUCGUAAUCGAUCUUUCAUGUCGAAGAAAAGAUGACAAGUGGUUCGUCGCAACCAACAAAUGGCAGACUAUCACAGACUUUGAGUUGAAUCAGGAUUCCAUAGCCCUCCUCGAACCACACUGCGCUGAGUUCCUCAUCCACGCCGCCGACGUUGAAGGCCUCCAAAGCGGCAUCGACCAUGAGCUUGUUACCAAACUCGCCGAAUGGUGUAGUAUACCCGUCACCUAUGCAGGUGGCGGUCGCUCGCUUGAGGACCUCGAGUUGGUGAAGAAACUAAGCAACGGCAAGGUCGACCUUACGAUUGGGAGUGCGCUUGAUAUCUUUGGUGGCUCAGGAGUAAAGUUCGAGGACUGUGUCAAGUGGAAUGAGGAGCAGACAUGACUGUAGUGCCAUUGAGCAAGCAGUCACGCUUUUCUUUGGGCAUCUAGCAGCAAAAUUAGUCAGGCUGCACAAAAUGCAAGUGGAAUACCUAGCGCAGAUACUUUGAUUCCAUGCAUAUCAAAACAUUCCAUUCAAUGACGACUAGACUAGACUGUCUACUCGCAAUGCGAAAAAACUAGCUGCAAUAGCUAUGUAUCAACUCCGUCGAAAACCACCCUAUUCGUUUCCAUGAUGCUCUCAGAAAAGCCCCUACCCUCCAAAGCGCCUAGACUAGCGGAUGACGCCAAUGUGGAAAGGAAGAGGUCGCGAACUAAAUGCCUAAACUCAACCUCUCCAAUCUUGCAAUUAAUACAAUGCUGCAGAAAUAACAUUUUGAGAAGUAUCCAUCAAACCGAGCCGUCGGCGACGAAACUACUAUCUAUGGGGUAUUUAUUCUCCUUUCUUG